Messenger RNA from Eimeria mitis, 343 nucleotides. RefSeq lists its product as uncharacterized. NCBI's taxonomy places the organism in Eukaryota, Apicomplexa, Conoidasida, Eucoccidiorida, Eimeriidae. The transcript has 3 exons. Gene Ontology annotation, molecular function: ice binding. The record is from RefSeq and is a predicted model, not a curated record. The annotation marks the transcript as partial.
AUGCUGCAGCAGCAGCAGCAGCAGCAGCAGCAACAGCAGCAACAGCAGCAGCAGCAGAAGCAGCAGCAGCAGCAGCAGCAGCAGCAGCAGCAACAGCAGCAGCAGCAGGAACAGCAGCAGCAGCAGCAACAGCAGCAGCGCGAAGAGUCAGAAGGAGAGCAACCCAAAGACAGCAGCUGCUGCACGCAGCUCACGUCCCCCCCGUAUGCUGCAGCAGCAGCAGCAACAGCAGCAGCAGCAGCAGAAGAAGCAGCAGCAGCAGAAGCAGCAGCAGCAGCAGCAGCAGAAGCAGCAGCAGCAGCAGCAGCAGCAACAGCAGCAACAACAGCAGCGCGAAGCUUAA